This is a messenger RNA of Thrips palmi, 549 nucleotides long. RefSeq lists its product as uncharacterized. NCBI's taxonomy places the organism in Eukaryota, Metazoa, Arthropoda, Insecta, Thysanoptera, Thripidae. The transcript has 3 exons. The coding region runs from base 1 to 549 and encodes 182 amino acids. The record is from RefSeq and is a predicted model, not a curated record.
AUGUGGACAACCAUGCACCCUCGACCACUGUGGAAACAUGUGGAGAUGCCAGAGGCGUCACAAAGGGACACCAAGAUGCCACUUCAAGCAAUCCAACAGAAGUGGCACAUGGCUGGCCAGGAGCCACUUAACACCUCAACAAAUUCUUUCCUUUGUGGCAUUUUGGAUUAUAUUGAAACCUCCACGUCAGGCCAUUCUUAUUUCAAACCGAUUGGAGGUGUCGGGAAGAUUGUGGAGAUUGACGAGGCAGUAUUUGGGAAGCAAAAAGACCGCCUAGGGCGCACAUUGGAAGUGCAGUGGGUAUUUGGUGGAGUAGAGCGGGGCCUCUCUUCUUCCAAAUUCUUCCUCCAGCCCGUUGCACAAAGAGAUGCUGACACCUUAGUAACCAUCAUUCUGCGCUGUAUUCUUCCUGGCACCACAAUCAUGUCUGAUGGCUGGAAGGCAUAUGCAAGGCUUAAUGAAAAAGGGUACAGGGUAAACCUCAACAAUGAACCCCAUUGGAAUGUUGAUUUCAGCCGAGACAAGGAGAAUAUCCCACCCCGCAAUUAA